This is a messenger RNA of Selaginella moellendorffii, 1457 nucleotides long. RefSeq lists its product as uncharacterized. The record is from RefSeq and is a predicted model, not a curated record. Lineage: Eukaryota; Viridiplantae; Streptophyta; Lycopodiopsida; Selaginellales; Selaginellaceae. Bases 276 to 1322 code for a protein of 348 amino acids. The transcript has 5 exons.
GGCGCCUUUGCUUUCCCUUUCGCUACUUUUUAUCGCUCCUCUCUCUCUUGCUUCACUGCGAGCGAGAAAAAUCCAUCGCGGAUGAGAUGAGUAGCUCUAGUUAGCUAUAGAUACAAUGAGAUCAUUUACCAGCUGCUGAGCUGUUGUGUGAUCCCUGAUCCCUGCUGUUGAUCAUAACUCCUCCACCAGACACCACAGCAGCCUGGUUUUCUUCUUUUUCCGUAACCUGUCUUCCCAGGAGUGCUCCAGACCCGAGGAGAGGGAUCAAAGCGCUCAUGGCCUCGGUCGACUGUUUCUCCAGCCAAAUCGAGCACAUCUACUCCAAGUCUGCAAAAUCCAAGCCCAGCGGAAAUCCGGUGCUCAAAAUCAGUUUUAUAACACUGUCUAUUGCUGUGGCUCUUGGAGUUUCGUAUAUAUCUCCACCUCCCGCAAAGAUAUGCGGGACACUGCAUGGCCCCGCUGUUACCACUUCUCGACUCCGCUUUCCAGAUGGUCGACCCGUUGCUUACGCUGAAAGAGGUGUCUCCAAGAACGAUGCAAAGCACAAGGUUGUUGUUGUUCACGAGUACGGAGGCACUCGCUUGGAUCUUUUCCCCUGCAACGAGGAAAUAUUGGAGGAGCUCGGUGUGUAUAUGGUGAGCUUCGAUCGAGCUGGAUACGGCGAAAGCCACCCCUUCCCGCACCGUUCUAUUGCGUCCGAGGUUCAAGACAUGGAGCACUUGGCAGAUGCACUUGAGCUUGGACCGAAGUUUUACGUGAUAGCCAUUGGUGUUGGUGCAUAUGCCGGCUGGGGUUGCAUUCAGUACAUUCCCAACAGGAUAGCAGGACUUGCGAUGAUUUCACCUGUUGCAAACUUCUGGUGGCCAGGCUUAGCUGCUACUUCUCAAGGGCUCGAGGCUUUGGAGGCGGCCGAUAGAUACACUCUCCAGGUAGCACAUUAUGCUCCUCGGUUCCUCUACCAUUACACAAGGCAAAAAUGGCUCCCUUCAUCAAACAUGGAGAAACUUAGUCAGGUUUCCGAGCUUGCGAUACAGCAGGGAAUACACGAAUCCAUUCACAGAGAUCUGAUGAUUCAAUUUGGAAGCUGGGAGUUCGAUCCAGCGGCACUCCAAAAUCCUUUUGCCGGUGAUGCGGUUCACGUAUGGCAGAGCAGCGAAGAUCCCUUCUUCCCAUCAAGCUGGAAGGCACGGCUGAAAGUUAAACUCCCAUGGGUUCAGUACCAUACAAUACCCGGGAAAGCUCGUGAUUCGUGGCUUCAAGUUGCUGGUUUGCCUGAAAAAAUGCUUGUUAGCCUACUACCUGGCAAUCAAACACAUGCCUGAAUCCUGUUGGUUGGGCAUCCUCAGAGCCGUGGUACAAAACUUUAUUUCAAUGUACCGUCCUGGUCGCAAACUCGUGGAUUUCAUAAAUCUGCUAUAGACAACACGUUAUUGUGAAAAAACUAGAAAAUUGUCUUA